Messenger RNA from Anopheles gambiae (African malaria mosquito), 1735 nucleotides. Its product is annotated as phospholipase A1 3. The record is from RefSeq and is a predicted model, not a curated record. Bases 500 to 1711 code for a protein of 403 amino acids. Gene Ontology annotation, molecular function: lipase activity. Lineage: Eukaryota; Metazoa; Arthropoda; Insecta; Diptera; Culicidae. The transcript is spliced from 8 exons.
AAAACAAUAAAAGAGGUGCCGUUGUAUUAGUCGGGCCGGGCAGCACGUGCUGAUUUGUCGGGCGAAUUCACGUGGCCGUGUUCUUGCGCUUGGCGAAGCAAGCGUGCGCAACCAGGCAGGCCCGGACGCGGAGGAAGCUGCGCAGGAAGUGUUGAGAUACAAACUGAUCGAUUCGUUCAACCAAAUGCCUACAUCGGGUUUGUCGGUGAGCUGAGAAUUCACAAGUCAAACCUAGCCGGCGGAAGAGUGAGAGCGCAAACGGCAGCUAAAGUCCUGUGCCUGGUGGAAGAAGAAAACAAGUGAUUACACAGAGAAAAGUAUUUCCCCGCGGUGGAAAUAAGUGUCGAAAGUGUUUGUGCAGGCGGCUUGUGUUGACGGUUCGAGGCAGGUGCAGCAGAAAUCGUAGCUGCCAUUGUAAAGCAACAAGCCAACAAUCCACCAACAAAACUACACCCACAAUCAAACCUCGAAACCACGCUACGCUAUACAUCUUGCAAGGAUGAGGAAAUCUUUCACGCGCUUGCGCAGCAGGGAGGAAUUUUGCCUUUUUCCCGUCACACAUGUCGCCCGCUGGCUGGCGUACGGGUUGGCAGUGCUGCUGGUUGCCGCCGUUGCACCACUAGCAGCGCCCGUCAGUGCCGCACCGUUCGACUUUGGCAUCAGCACGAACUUCUCCUCCUCGAUGGCAGAUUUCAGCGCGCGCCAGGAUGACUUACUGCCGUUCCUUACCGCUGACCAGGACGAUCUGCUUGCCAAUCGAGUCGGCACCGUCAUUGGCGCGUUUGGCAAUACGCUCUCCCAGCUGCUGUUCGGCACGAAUGACGUCAGCACGGAUGUAACGUUCUGGUGUGCAACGACCAACCAGCCCGAGUACGUCCAGGCGUACGUGGACGAUCCGCGCAUCACGCAGAAGCUUGACCCGUCCAAACCGAUCGCCUUCCUCACGCACGGCUGGACCGACAACGUGAACCGCACCUGGGUGAAGCAAACCGUCACCGACUACGUGCGGCUGAUCGGUGGCAACAUCUGUGCGGUCGACUGGAGCCCGCUGGCGCUGGUCGAGUACAAUCUGGCCGCCCGCAACACGCCCAAGGUGGGCCGCUACCUCGGCAAGUUCGUGCAGUUUCUACUGACGAAGGGCUUCAGCAUCAACCAGGUGACGCUGGUCGGGCACAGCAUGGGCGCGCACAUCUCGGGCAUUGCCGGCGCGUACCUGGGCGGCCAGGUGCCGAGCGUGAUCGGGCUCGAUCCGGCCGGUCCGGCCUUCACCAAGCCGAUCCCGGUGUCGACCGAUCGGCGGCUCGAUCGCACGGACGGCCGGUUCGUGCAGGCGAUCCACACGGACAAGAACAUCAUCGGCACGACGAUGAACCUCGGCCACCAGGAUUACUACGCGAACAGUGGCGCCAGCCCGCAGCCGGGCUGCGAGUUCCCGCUGGUGAACAACGACACGACCAAGGCGUACCUGCAAUUUAUUUGCAGCCACUUCAAGGCGGUCGAAUACUUCCGCGCAUCGCUCGAUCGGCAGAACAUAUUCGAGGGUACGGCCUGCUCCUCCUACUACAGCUACAAGCGGAACGACUGUUCCGCCGGCACCAAAGAUGACUUCGGUCUGUUCAAUAACAAAACUGCGUCCGGUUCCUUAUUUAUUGCAAUCGACAAAACUGUCUACCCGUACGCACGGACAGUAGCUAGGAGUGCAAGAAAAUAAAGCAUCUAUUUGUUACCGAAUACA